Messenger RNA from Fusarium tjaetaba, 1401 nucleotides. RefSeq lists its product as uncharacterized. The transcript has a single exon. The record is from RefSeq and is a predicted model, not a curated record. The coding region runs from base 1 to 1401 and encodes 466 amino acids. Lineage: Eukaryota; Fungi; Ascomycota; Sordariomycetes; Hypocreales; Nectriaceae.
AUGCUCAGAGCGCUGUGGCUGGCUGGCCUGGCCACCGCCUCAAUCACCAUCCAAGUCCAACGCGUCGACCCAUUGCCCUUCACCGCGUCAGGUAUCGCUACAUCAGCUGUAGAUCUAUUCUCGCGGAGCUGUCCAGAAGAAGCCGAGAACACAGCCUCAAUACUCGCAUCAUCGUUUGAUGAUCUGUCAGAACGAAAUGUAUUCCCCUCGUCGGAUGGGUUUGUGAGGGGUGCUGUUGAGGCGUGGGCUAAGCACGAGCAUCUAAUCCUUCGCCCUGAUGAGAUCUGGUUCGAGGUUCUGGCGCAGAUGAAUGUGUACAUGAGUACGCACUCUGAAGCUCUCCGGCAUUUAUUCGUUGAUCACGCUGGGCGCGAGAAGAUUACAGUGGAGGGUUCUUCGUGGGAGAGUAUCAUUGGGGCGUUUAGGGGGGAGGUACAGAGGAGGGUUAAGACGGGGUGGUUGUUGGAUUGGAUAAAGCCUGGUUUUAGCACCUCGACUGCCCAGGAUGACGUUACGGCUACGGUGUUGAUGAUGGGGCUGAUGCAGCAUUUCUUUGAGUAUGAGGGCAUGAUGGUAUGUGGAAUACCGAGUGUUACGUUACUUGGGGAGAGGGAGGAUUGGGUUAAGCUGGGGGAAAAGGUAGAGAAGUUGAAGGAGUUUGGGGAUGAGGCGGGGGGAUUUGCGGAGAGGUUGAGGCCGAUUAUGAAGAGGUUUGUUAGUUCAUGGGAUGUUGAUACUGAUGGAGGUGAGAGUGAUGGGGAGAGGAAGUUGUUUUGGGAGCAGAUUGUUCGGGCGAAGAAGAAGUGGUCUUGUGGUGAGGGGGCGAGUGAGUGGGAUGUCUCAGGGUGGAUUACGGGGUUUAUGUAUUGGGAUCGGGACGGAAAGGUUAGGGGUGUUUAUGAGGACUGGUAUGAUAAUUGGGACGAGGAUGACGAAGAGUCCGCAGAGAAGGUCGAAGAGAUCAAGAAAGAGGCCGAAGAAAAGAAAGAGGAGGUUCAGAUGGGCAUCUUCCCCCACGACUGGUCCCUCACAAUCGACGGCCAAAGCUACAUCCCCAUCACCCUCUCCGACAUCAGCAUCGGCUACGCCAAAGCGCCCCUGACCAUGAAGAACUACCCCUCAGAAGGCGUCGACACACCAGCGUUUCUCGUAGCAGGCAACGUCGGCGUGGAGAAGAGGAAUACACCCGGGGGAAUUAUGGCGCAGCCUGUGAGUGGGUGGUUUGUGUAUACAGGUGUAGAGGCGAACUAUAGUGCUGGGCCGUGGUUGGGGAGUGGUGAGGAGCUGGGAGGGAUCGCGGAGGGGAUUGUGAGCUGUAAGGCUGCGACGGAGAAUGAUAAGGAUGCGGUCAAGGAGGGGGAGAAGAAGGAAGAGAAGGAGGAGGAAGUAAAGGAUUUAUAA